GUUGCGAACGGCACGGUUUUCACAAUAAAGUUGUGCAGCGGAAACGGUUUUUCAAUAAAAAAUACUAAUUUACAAGUAUAUAUUGAUUUAUGUGCAUACAUAUACAUACAUAUCUGGAGAUAAAUGAAUUUAGUAACAAAAAACAAAAUUUAAAAAAAUCUGUCGAAUUUUAUUGCGGCUGUUACGUUUGCAAAUACGAAAAUAAUUUACACAAAAAUUAACGCUAUUAUUUAAGAAUAUUUGAGUUUACGCUAAUAAAUAAUAUAUGGUGGAAAGUAUAUUUAUAUAGUAGAGAAUCAUCGGUAGAAAAAUCGUUUAAAUACUGUGUUCAGAAAUCGUACCUUCUCACACAUUGGCAUGCUGCAUUAAAUACCGUUGUAGUGUAAUUAAAACUUUAUUAAAGAUCAUGAAUAAUUGGUGCUAAUUGAGUGUUUCAUAUGAUUCGCGACGUCUUGUGGUGGUGAUCUUUGUGCAGUAGUCGUGAUCAAUUCCAUUCAGCUUCUUCAGUGUCGACCUCUUCAUUUUCUUGUGUCGCCUGCCUUUGUGUAUUUUGAUAAGACAGAUCGCGUUGUUAUUAAUAAAACAGCACACAUUCAUAAGCGCCCGUUGCCCUAUUGGAUUUCAUAUAUAAGUACAAGCUUAUACAUAUAUUUAUAUAAAAAAAAAAAAUAAUAUUGCGAGUGGCAAGAAAGUGAAAUUAAUACAUGGAAAGUGAGCAGCUAUAAAAUUAGAGGUCUGCUAGUGUUAUGCACUGAAGGAAUCCUAUCAAGGCCGAAGUGAACAUUAACGAGACAAAAGAUCGAGCGAUCGACCAAUCGACGGUCCAAUCAAUAAACACACAUACGCACAUAUUCAUAAAUAUAUAAUGCCAACAAACACAUUUGACCGUUCUACGCGCAUUUGACAGCUUAAAAGUGCAUACGCGAACACACACGCACAUAAACACUCAUACAUACUCUGACAAAUUUGGUAUGCUCCAGGUAUUAGCGGCGGCAGGCGACAAAUUCGGUUUCGGUAUUUCGGCCUUUUCGUUGCGUCCACAGUACAGUGCAGACACGAACUUGUUUUAACUUGGAUUUUUGUACAAGACUACAUAUUGUUUUUUGUUUUAUUGUUUUGCUCACUUUUUUCUGUAGCCGCUUUUCUUCGCAGUCAGUUAAUUUGAAAAGCUUUGCCUUCUUGUGAGUGCGUGCGUGUGUGCUUUUAAUUGUGCCUCGCGAUCGCGACAAGUCCGUAAAUGAUGUACAUUAGCAGUUUUAUAGUUGUGUGGCUGUGUGUGGUUGCGGAGUUGGGAUUAGCUGCAAAUGUACCUGCCAGGCGUGAACGACAUGAACUGACGAUAUCCGAAUGCGCUGCCAAAGGUGGCGAGUGCGAUGAGACCAAAGGCCGUCCAGUUUGUGGCACAGACGAUCAAACCUACCCCUCACGCUGUCAUUUAUUGCGUGUGCAAUGCAGCGGCCAUCAAGUCAGUCUCAAAUAUCGUGGACCCUGCAAAGCCUGCAAAGAAGCACGCGAUUACGCUCUCAAGCACAAAUAUCGCAAUCCACCAAAAUUCAUACCACGCUGCAAAACCGAUGGCACCUAUGCAGCCGUUCAAUGCUUAGGCGAUACAGGUUGUUGGUGCAGUGAUAUCACCGGCAAACCCAUCGAGAAUACAUCGGUACGCAAUGGCAAGCCCAAAUGUCGCGAAUACACUAAGGCGAAUAUACGUCGCUCACCGCCUCGUCAUUUGAGUCCGAGUCGUGGUCGACGCACCUGCACUGCCAUCGAUCGUGCCACCUUCAAUGCCAAUCUCAUCAAAGUCUUCCAAAGUGAAUACAUGCGAGCUGGACAACAGAAACGCGGCCUGUCAGCCAAUGCUGCAGCGAUUGGCGGCGAGGAGGGUUUGGCUACACCAAAUGAUAAGUCGGUGAUCGAUUGGAAAUUUACGUACUUGGAUGCGAAUGCAAAUCAAAUGCUGGACAAAAAUGAAUUCCGUGAACUAAAGAAGCUUGUAAAGCGGGCGGUGAAACCGAGACGUUGUGGACGUGCUUUUGGCAAAUUCUGCGAUUUGGAUGAUGACGAUCGACUGACACUGACCGAAUGGAAUAAUUGCUUUUCGAAAGAUGAAAUAAAUCGUCAUUCGGCUGCUGAAAAUAAGAAUUAUGCCGUUAAUAGCAUCACCAGCAGCACCUAUCACGGAUAUGCACCACAGCAGCAAAACAAUAAUAACAACAACGACAACAACAGCAAUAAUCGUCAUACAUCGCCGCCUUUCAAUAAUCAUCCACAACAACAGUUUCAUUCGAAUAAUCAUCAACAAAGUCACAAUACAUAUAGCAAUAGAAACAGCAACAACAACAACUAUAAUAUUAACAGAAAUGAUAAUAUCAAUAAUAUACAUCACCCCUCAAGUACGCUGGACGAACUGGAGAGUGAAAGCAAUGGCGAUGAUGACGAAAGUAGUCAACAUUUGGACUAUGAAGAAGAAGAUUAUGAUCCCGAUGAGAGCGAGGAUAGCGACACGCUAAGCAUGUUAAAUUCAACUAUUCGUUGGCCUGACAUUCUUGUAGACUUACGACCAAAAGCCGAUAUACAAUUCAACGAAUCCGACAGCGAGUCCGAUUGCUUGGCUGAUCAAAAGGUAGCGCUAGAGGAGCAACGACAUGGCGGCACACUGUUCUAUGUGCCCGAAUGCACUCCGGAUGGACGUUACCAGCGCGUGCAAUGCUAUCGUUCCACACCGUAUUGUUGGUGUGUACAUGAGGAUACGGGCAAAAAUAUACCCGGCACAUCGGUGAAGGACAAACGGCCACAAUGCGAUGCCAUCUAUGCAGCACCACGUUCCAUGAAAGGCUGUCCCGAGCCAAGGAAAACCAUAUUUUUGAAUGAUCUCAAAGAAUUCUUGAAAACAGACAUUGUACCUACUGCUAUGUCGAGCGCCAACACAACCAAAUGGAAUUCUGAAGACGAACGCAUUGCGACAUUGAGUUUUGUCUGGCUUGAUAAGAAUAAGAACAAAGCUUGGGAGCGAAAGGAGUGGAAGACAUUUAGGGAAAUAGUUACCAGCUCGAAGACUUUACGUAAAUGCGGCAAAAAGAUGCCACGGUAUUGUGAUGUUAAUAGCGAUAAGAAAAUAACGCUCACCGAGUGGUUGAAUUGUCUGCAAACGGAACGCAUUGAGGAGCAGGUGACUUCGCAGAGUUCGACGGAAGCCAACGAAUCCAUAACGUCGAAGAAGCUAACUGGCUCCAAUCCACUUGAGAGGUAUUUGAAAGAUUAACGUCGCUGCAAUAGCCCCAGCAGCUGGUGUGAUACGAGCGUAAUAACUCAAGUGUCUUCUUCUUUUUUCGUUUCUUAUUUUUUAGUUUUUACGUUCUUAAUUAAAGUUUCAUUUAAUUAUUAUUUGUUAAAUUUUCACGAGCUGGUGUUUUGCUUUAUUUAAAAAUUGCAUUUUUCGUGAUAGUUGCUACUAAAAAUACGCAUAUUUAUG
Messenger RNA from Anastrepha obliqua, 3472 nucleotides. RefSeq names its product SPARC-related modular calcium-binding protein 1 (gene magu). The record is from RefSeq and is a predicted model, not a curated record. Lineage: Eukaryota; Metazoa; Arthropoda; Insecta; Diptera; Tephritidae. Gene Ontology annotation, molecular function: protein binding; extracellular matrix binding; heparin binding. Gene Ontology annotation, biological process: extracellular matrix organization. Gene Ontology annotation, cellular component: basement membrane. The transcript is spliced from 11 exons. Bases 1238 to 3262 code for a protein of 674 amino acids.